Molecule: messenger RNA, 2508 nt
Organism: Cylas formicarius (sweet potato weevil)
Lineage: Eukaryota; Metazoa; Arthropoda; Insecta; Coleoptera; Brentidae
Product: protein MEMO1
Exons: 6
Coding region: 133-1038 (301 amino acids)
Source: RefSeq, a predicted model, not a curated record
UCGAUCUGUCAAAGCGCAUAAUGCGCUAGGGUGUUAUUUGUGAUCUUUUUCAAUUUUGACUAUUUAACAAACUCGUAAAUAAAUUAUUUUUUACAACUAGACUAAUUUAGUUGCACCCAAAAGACUGACACCAUGCCUGUGAGAAGAGCAGUACACGCUGGAAGCUGGUAUACCGAUUCUGGUUUCCAUAAUUUUUUAGGGGGUGAAUUGUCGAGGCAACUUGAAUAUUGGUUAAAUCAAGCAGAUUUAACGCAUGGCCCUGCUAGGGCCAUUAUUGCCCCUCACGCCGGUUAUCAGUAUUGCGGGGCUUGUGGGGGACAUGCCUACAGACAAAUAAGUCCCGUGGUUGUUCGCCGAAUAUUUGUGCUUGGUCCUUCUCAUCAUGUCCGAUUGUCAGGUUGUGCCUUGUCUAGUGCACAAAAAUAUAAAACCCCUUUAUAUGACUUACACAUAGAUACAUCAGUUAAUAAUGAGCUUGAAAAAACAGGUCAGUUUGAAUGGAUGGACUUAGAUAUUGAUGAAAAUGAACAUAGCAUAGAAAUGCACCUUCCUUACAUUGCUAAAGUGAUGGAAAAUUAUAAAAAUCAAUUUACAAUCGUUCCUAUUCUUGUUGGUUCUCUAAGUCCAGAUAGAGAGGCAUAUUAUGGGAGAAUUUUAGCCCCAUAUUUGGCCGACCCCAAAAAUCUUUUUGUUAUAUCCUCUGAUUUUUGUCAUUGGGGGCACAGAUUCCGAUAUACGUACUAUGAUCGCUCCUAUGGGAACAUAUAUCAGUCAAUUGAAGGAUUAGAUCGGGUUGGUAUGAAUAUAAUUGAAAAUUUGAACCCAACUGAAUUCACAAAUUAUUUAAAAAAAUAUGGUAAUACAAUUUGUGGAAGACAUCCAAUAGGAAUACUACUUCAGGCAAUACAAGAGCUUCUCAGGAACCACAGUAGUCAAAAUGCUAGUUUAAAAUUUUUAAAAUAUGCACAAUCGAGCCAAUGUCGUAAUAUGAAUGAUUCAUCGGUGAGUUAUGCAUCAGCUGCUUUAGUGAUUGAUUAGUAUCAAAGGGGCCUUACUAUUAUUAAUUUUUAUGUUAUUUUUAAAUAUUGUGGUGACUUAUGAUAAUUGAUUUUCUCAUUAUGUUUUCAUUCUUUAAGUGCAAUUAUUUUUUAGUUUUUUUUGCAUUUAUUGCUUGUUAGCUAUUAGGUUAAGAAAUAGAAAACAUUUUUAAAGAAAAUUAGCAGAUCUCUUUACUCUUUACCAUUAUUUAAUGCAGGGUUCACACGAGUUUUAUUCAACAAUUGUUUAAGAAUUCCUUUUAUUCUAUGAUUUAUUAUUAUUUAAUGUUAAAUAUACAGGGUUAACAAACUGUUGAUAUUAUUACCAUUUUAUUAUUGAAGCUACGAAGUCAGUUAAAUUAGUUUCGGUUAGUUUAGAGAAACAACAAACAAUUUGAUGGCACAGCAGAUAAAAGUGAAAUAGGCUCUUCCAUUUUUAAAAACUUUUUUUUAAAAUCAUUAUUUAAUUGACGAAACUACUUUAACCGGCGGUAAAAAUACUUCACUAAUUUAAUUGAUCUUAGCAAUAGUCGCAACUUGAGAUUGUUCACCUUGUAUACCCACUUACUUGCCGACAAUUUUGGUUUAUAUCAAAAGUUGUUCAUUAUGGAAAUUGUUGUACAAUUUAGCACCAAAGUGAAACUUACUUAAGGUUGCAAAAAGACAUACUGAUUUUCCCAUCACAUAUAUUUGACCUAAUAAUAUUUUUUUGUUGCAAGCAGAAUCAGCUAAAAAUAUCUGAAUGAUGUUUGUCAAGAACCUUAGAUAUUUUUUAUAUUCUGAAUAAACAUUAAAGUUAGGGUUCGGCAUAUAUAUAUUUUUUAAUGUAUUCCAACUGCAGCAUAAGGUAUAUUUUUGAAUUAUCCUAGAAUCAUCAAUAAUUACUAUGUUCUUCAUUCUUUAAUUUUUUAGUGAAGUUAGUAAGUAGUCAUAAAACAGCGUUGUGAAUUUUGAUUUGUUUAUAUUAAAUAAACAUGAAUCUAAACAGAGACUGUGAACUGUUCAGCGAAGUAUGUAGUUUAUUGGGGGCUAAUUCAUAUCAUAUUGAAUUAAAUUCUAAAGGGACAUUAUUUGCAUUGAUUUAUAGAUUUCUGCCGGAGUGAUAUAUGUAUUUACUGAUUAAAAAUCGCAAUACUAACACUCAAAAUCAUACAAUAAAUGUGCGCUUUAAUAUGAUUUUGGGUUUCUGACUAAUUUGAGGGUAAAAAGUCAUUGAAUAAAUACAAUACUUAAAAAUGGAUUAAUUCAUUCAGUAAUAAAAGUGAUUGUAAUUGUUAAUCAAUUAAUUUACGUUUUUGCCCUUUUCAUCAAUUUGUAAAAGAUACAUUCAAGAGACUUGUAAUUGAAUAUUAUCGUCAACUGAAUGUAGCUUCACUUGUUUGCUGUCUAAAUUACCUAGUUUUAGACCAUGGGAAAACUCAACUUUGAAUAAUAAUAAUAUUGAUUGAUACUACCUACUUUUUGAUAAUAA